Molecule: messenger RNA, 3518 nt
Organism: Hyla sarda
Lineage: Eukaryota; Metazoa; Chordata; Amphibia; Anura; Hylidae
Gene: PDGFD
Product: platelet derived growth factor D
Exons: 7
Coding region: 533-1636 (367 amino acids)
Biological process (GO): positive regulation of cell migration; positive regulation of cell population proliferation; platelet-derived growth factor receptor signaling pathway
Cellular component (GO): membrane
Molecular function (GO): platelet-derived growth factor receptor binding; growth factor activity
Source: RefSeq, a predicted model, not a curated record
CUUUGCCUUUGAUUUACUAGUUGAGGGAAUGUGUUCUCUGUAGUUAGUGGUGAGCAGCCCCUGGCCUUUUUCCUGUUGUUCUCAGCAGUCAGAGUCCUGUUUCCUUCUAGACUCUCACACACAGCAGCAUUUCUCCUCAUCUGGGAGCACACACACUAAAUCCAGCUAUGUGCUGUUUCUGCAGAAAUGCAUGCUGUACAGGGGGAGCUUCUCAAACUCUACUAGAUAGCAGCUGCAGAAGAGGUCCUGCAAUAGUCAUCCUGCUUCUCCACUAAAGCACAGAAAGCUCCUUCUGCAAGGACAACUUACUGCAAUACUCAAAAAAAAAAGCAUUUUUGGAAUCUUUCCCUUCUCCUCAAGACAACUGCAGCAUUCCAACCUGUUACUGCCAGCACAUUUCCUUAAGGGAUUUCUUCUUUUUUUUUUGUUUCUUAAGAAAAGAAGGCUGAUUUGGGAUAAAGACACUUUGGGAACUUCUACCUGACACCCCUGCCUUGUAUUCAUCCCUGCUGAGCAUUUCCUACUGUUCCCAAUGAGGUUUCCAUUGCUUUUCAGUAUAAUCUUUGCAAACUUCUGCAGUCAAGGAACUUUAUCCCAAACUGGAAACCUGAAAACAAUAAGAGCCUCCAAUUUAAAGAGAGAUGAGAGCAAUCUCCUUACCAGACUGUACCAGAAAGAAGAAAGCAUCCAUGUUGUGGGGAAUGGCUGUAUAAGCAGUCCACGCUUCCCUAACAGCUAUCCCAAAAACCUUCUGCUCACCUGGAAGCUGGACUCUGUGGAGAACACUAAGAUCCAGCUGACAUUCGACAGCCAGUUUGGUUUGGAAGAACAAGAAAAUGAUGUAUGCAGGUAUGAUUUUGUGGAAGUGGAGGAAGCUUCGGAAACAAGCACAGUAAUUCGUGGGCGAUGGUGUGGACAUAAGGAAGCUCCUCCAAGACUGACAUCCAAAAAGAACCAAGUGAAGGUCACAUUCAGGUCAGAUGAUUACUUUGUGGCUAAGCCCGGCUUCAAAGUCUGUUAUUCUCUUGUGAAUGAUUUUCCGCCUGCAGCAUCGGAGACAAACUGGGAAUCUGUCACAAGCCCCGUCUCAGGAGUCUCCUAUCAUUCCCCAUCAGUGACAGAUUCCACGCUCACGGCAGAUGCUCUUGACCAGGCCAUCGCUAUGUUUGACACUGUUGAAGAGGUACUUAAACACUUUAAUCCUGACACGUGGCAAGAGGACUUGGAAAAUCUAUACACGGAUACAUCUCAAUUUCGUGGCAGAACGUUUCAAGAAAGAAAAUCUAAAGUGAAUCUGGACAAGCUAAAUGAUGAUGUUAAGAGAUACAGUUGCACUCCAAGGAACUUCACAGUAAAUCUUCGGGAAGAGCUGAAGAUCACUAAUGCCGUUUUCUUCCCACGGUGCCUCCUUGUUAAGCGAUGUGGUGGGAGCUGCGGCUGUGGCAGUCCGUAUUCCAAAUCUUGUAUAUGCACCUCUGGGAAGACAGUAAAAAAAUAUCACGAGGUACUGAAGGUGAUGCCCGAAGUCACCUACAGUAAGAAAAAGACUAAAACCAAGACUAUGUCCAUAGUGGACAUCCAACUGGAGCACCAUGAGAGAUGUGAAUGCAUCUGCAGUUCUCGUCCACCUCGAUAAGAACCCACGAGACGCAAAAGGAGAAAUCGCUUUUUAUGGACUUUUUGUUGAAUUUUCAUACAUUUCUUUAUUGGCGUGGGACUUUUAAUAAUAACCAACUAAAUGUGUGUUCUGCUCGGGAUAAAGCAUUGCUUAUGGAAAUUAUUAUAUUCCAUACCUUACUAAAAGCAAUAUUGGAUUCUUAGCCAAUGUAAAAGGAUCAUUAAAUGCUGAGGAACGGCUAAUAACAAUUACAAUAAUACAACUUUUUUUUUUCCCGGAACAUAUUAUUGCUAAAUAUGUCUAGUUUUGGACCAAGGUUCCUUGGGUGCAUCAGAGGAGAUAAUGCUAAGGCAGGAGUGUAUUAAGCUUUUAUGCUGCCCUAGGCCUAUAAGGGAAAUGGUGUUGGGGGGGGGGGGGGGGUCAGGAUAGUCCGGUGGUCAGCACUUGUGUGGUGUAGCACUUGUGCAGGGGGGGACAGGUGACCACAACAUAUGGUGAAUGCUAAUAGCCAAGUUAAUGGCAAAUGCCAAAGAUAAAAAGAAAAUAUAAACCUGUCCCCAGCUGAUAAAGGGCUGCCCAAGGCCAUGGCUUUGUUGGCCUAGCUAAAAAUACAGGGCCACUCUCUUUAUAUGCAGAACAUGUGCACAUUUACUUUAAGGGUGCGUUCACACGAGCGGACCCACAGCGUAUUUUAUGCUGCAGAUCCAGCGCUGAAAGACCACUGCAUGGUGGCUUUACAGGUGCCUGCUUGGAGUGGCAAUACGCCGCUACAAGCAGACACACUGAAGCAAUGUGCAGGUCGCCGCGCAUGCGCAGUACACUCGCACACAUCGCGGCUCCAUGAGCUAAGCAGAGAGCAGCUGCUAUGUGUGAGUAUACUGUGCAUGUGUGCUGCGACUCGCACAUCGCAGUGUGUCUGCUUGUAGUGGUGUAUUGCCGCUCCGAGCAGGCACAUGUAAAGCCACCAUGCAGGGGUCCUUCAGCGGAGGAUCCGCAGUGUAAAAUAUGCUGUGGGUCCGCUCGUGUGAACGUACCCUUAGUCACAUCAUAAUCUUUGUUUUCACAUCACACAUAUCAUGUAUAAAAUCUAACAGGUUAUCUGUGGAUCAUGCCGUAAUGAAUAGUGCCUAGCAGAAAAGUCACCUCCAAAAGGCUUUGUCUUCUUAGGGAAUUUUGGGACCAUAUGUUGGCAGAACCAGUGCUUACUGUGGAAUCCUCUGGUAUUUUAAUGUGCCAAUCCAACACUGUAUAUGUUCAGAGUAUGCUUAAAAAGGGGUAUUCCGGUGAAAAAAAAUGUUCAGUGCCAGAACGUUAAACAUAUUUGUAAAUGACUUCUAUUUAAAAAUCUUAAUCCUUCCAGUACUUAUCAGCUGCUGUAUACUACAGAGGAAGUUAUUUUCUUUUUUAAUUUCUUUUUUGUCUGACCACAGUGCUCUCUGGUGACACCUCUGUCUGUCUCAGGAACUGUCAAGAGCAGGAGCAAAUCCCCAUAGCAAACAUAUCCUGCUCUGGGCAGUUUCUGACAUGGACAGAGGUGUCAGCAGAGAACACUGUGGUCAGACUGGAAAGAAAUUUUAAAAGAAAAAAACUUCAUGUGGAGCAUACAGCAGCUGAUAAGUACUGCAAGGAUUAAUAUUUUGAAGUAAUUUUCAAAUCUGUUUAACAUGCUGGCACCAGUUGAUUUAAAAAAAAAAAAAAAGGUUUUCAACAGAGUACCCCUUUAACGUGUGACCAUGAAAAAAAAUAAAAAAGUUCUUUAAGAAGUAUCCAUAGUUAGUCACUCGAAUGUAUCAUUUGAGUUCAGCUCUUGUAAAGAUCUUGUCUAGAUUACUUGAUUACUUGUCACUAGAGAUGAGCGAAUUUACAGUAAAUUCGAUUCGUCACAAACUUCUCGGCUCGG